Papilio polytes (common Mormon) is the source of this 727-nucleotide messenger RNA. RefSeq lists its product as uncharacterized. The record is from RefSeq and is a predicted model, not a curated record. The transcript has 5 exons. Lineage: Eukaryota; Metazoa; Arthropoda; Insecta; Lepidoptera; Papilionidae. Bases 77 to 727 code for a protein of 216 amino acids.
CAGACAAAGCUCUUGAGAUAUUGAUAUAAAAAUUUUACAUUCACUUUUUUCUAGAUUAUAUUUCCUUUAUGAAAUCAUGGAAGUGCAGCCAAGCGUGAGCAUUGAACAAGCAAACGACCUGGAAGUUGUGAAGAAGAUGGAAGAUGACCACUUACGAUUGCAAAGACAGUUUCGUAUGAUACAAGCUGACAGAUCGAAUCGUGUGAAAGGAGUUCACCCGAUGUUCCGCAGACAAGAUGAUCUACUACGAAGAUUAAAGAAGGAAUACAUUAAUGUUGCUACUGACCUAAAAAUAGCUAAAUCCGGUGCUAACAGAAAACUAGAAGAGAAAAGUAAAAAGGAAGUUCUUGACAGUAUUUUGUUAAGAGAGAAGACAGAAACUGAAUGUGAAAAUGGAAUAAUUUUGAUGGACCAAUUAGAAGGUUUGCUGCAAAGGAAUAAUAAACAGACGCUCCGUCUUAAACGAUUAGUCAAUUCAACAAUGGGAAAACUGGAAGAGAGACGAGUCACAAGCGAACAUCGAUUGAUACGUACAGAGAACAAAUUAGAAGUAGCGAUGUUAAGAUUCAACGCAAUACAAUGCGAAAACAAGAAAAUCAGAACAGAAAUAGAACAUGUGCUCAAAGACAGGUUUGAAACUUGUUUUCAAGACAUCUUACUUCCUAUUAAUAAUACUGAUAUUUUGGGUGAAAGUUUAGAUGGAUGUUUGUUAGAGUUUGUAAUCUAA